This is a messenger RNA of Symbiodinium sp. CCMP2592, 1887 nucleotides long. Lineage: Eukaryota; Dinophyceae; Suessiales; Symbiodiniaceae. The record is from the annotation of a GenBank genome assembly.
AUGGCUUGCACAAGUUUUCACGAGAUCUUCACUCGGCAACGCCGCUUCCUAUCCGCUUCCUCUUGGAAGAGGAAAGGCGAACUUUUUUGCAUGAAGAACUGCCAAAGCUAUGCAGAAUCGAACAGAGAUUAUCGCCUGCGCGGAAAAGAAGUGCUACGAGGCCGCUUAUUCCUGCCGUUGAUGAUGCUAGUGAAGCUCCUGCCAUCGUUUCUUCGACCUUUGACACAGGCCAGCAGUCACGGCCAGCUUUGGCCCUCCUCUUGGCACCCAGGCGAGAUGCCAGAGGUGGCCGUCCCUCCUGAUCUGAUUUCGUUCAACGCAGCCGCUUGGUCUUCAGUGUGGGCCGAGAUAUGCCGGGACUUGGCCAUCAACGCAUGUGAGAAGGCGAGCGACUGGCAAGCCGCUCUGGAGGUUUUCAUGGCGACACCCCAGGGACUGCCAAAUGAGAUCACAUACAACACCACCAUCAGCGCAUGCCACAAAGGCUCUCACUGGCAAGGUGCUUUGGAUCUGUUCUGCUCCAUGGAAUUGCGAGCCUUGGCCCCCAAUGUCAUCACGCACAGCGCCACCAUGGCAUCCUGCUUGCGAGGAAAUGCGUGGCAGAAGGCUCUCGAGAUGUACGGCCGACUGCCAGUCGUCGAACGGGAAGGGAAUCCGAUCCUCGUCGGGCUGAUGCUCCAGGCUUGCAGAGUCCGGCAUAGUGUGCGGAGAUUGUCGGUGGAGGCGCUUGGAGCAGCCAAGGCUUGGGAGGAGGCCGUUGCACAUAUUGAAAGGCUUGCCAAACCUGGGUCUGGCGCCAUCGACACACUGUGCUUUACCGCAGCAGUGAGGACAUGCGGUUCCUGCGGCGAGUGGGCUUGGGCAAUGUAUCUGCUGGACAAGAUGCAGGGCCGGGGCUUUUUGCCAGAUGUGGUUACCGCGACUUUGGUUCUCAGUGCUUGCCGGCAAUCUGGGCAAUGGCAAACCGCGCUUGGAAUCUUGAGGGAGAAGAUGCCGUCCCUGGGCAUUGAGCCGAGCAGUUCAAGCAUCAAGACUGUUCUGGCGGCUUGUUUCGAGGCAAACCAGCUUGCAGCUGGCCUGGAACUGCUCAAGGAGUCCCCGCUGCUGAGGGACUCCACGGAGUGCAGCCGUGCAUUGACACACCUGGCAUCAGCCCAGGAGUGGGAGGAGGCCCUCUGGAUCACAUCUCACAUGUUGGAGCAUGGCCUCGAGCUGAGCGCAGGCAUCCAGCUGAGACAGGUGCCGCAGCUGGCGCAGCUUCCCGUGAGUUCGGCACCGCCGAAACCACGCCCUCAGCGGCCACCGCCACCUGUCCGACAGACCGAGGACGAAAAGGUGGUUGGCAAUGUCGAGGAGCAAGAGGAGACCCAGACCACGCCAUCCAUGGCAGUGAAGGCGGCAGAGCCGGACCAGCAAGAGGAGACCCAGACCACGCCAUCCAUGGCAGUGAAGGCGGCAGAGCCGGACCAGCAAGAGGAGACCCAGACCACGCCAUCCAUGGCAGUGAAGGCGGCAGAGCCGGACCAGCAAGAGGAGCAGAGGGAGCUCAGCUACCGCCUUACCGACUCUGGAGCUGCCUUGAUUGACCUGCACGGCCUGCCUGUCGAGGUUGCAAAGAUUGCGGUGCAGGUUGCCCUCGAAGACUUGCUUCUGGGGCCACCCACAGGAAAAGCCCCAGCCAAGGAGCUUGGUGACUUCAUCAUUGUCACGGGCGUGGGCAACAACAGCCCAGGUGGCAUAGCCGUCGUGCGGCCAGCAGUGAUUGCCCUCCUUCGUGAGGAGCUGCAAAUUCGGGUGCUGGAGACGCGAACUGAUGGACCCGGACGGCUUCGAGUCCCGGCCUCCGAACUCAGGAAGCUGCGUGGUGUGCCGAAGCCGACAAGGUGA